Molecule: messenger RNA, 1137 nt
Organism: Arabis nemorensis
Lineage: Eukaryota; Viridiplantae; Streptophyta; Magnoliopsida; Brassicales; Brassicaceae
Source: the annotation of a GenBank genome assembly
AUGCCGGCGAAAAAAACCACACCAUUCCUCACCGUGUUCCUCCUUUUUCUCGGUUUAUUCCGGUUCGAUUCAUUUCCCGGUUUAGAAGCAGCAACUGAAAAAUUGGGUUCGAUUCCGGGAUUAUACGUGUUCGGAGAUUCGUUAGUUGAUGCUGGAAACAAUAAUCACUUAGCAAUCUCAAUAUCAAAAGCUAACUAUCCGCGUAACGGCGUCGAUUUUCCCGGCGGGAAACCCACCGGAAGAUUCUGUAACGGCAAAAACGCCGCCGAUGCGAUCGCUGAGAAAUUUGGUUUACCGUUACCGCCUCCAUAUCUCUCAUUAAGAGGCUUACUAAAAGAGAAAAAGAGAGAAGCCGCCGCCGUAACCGGUGUGAAUUUUGCUUCUGGAGGAGCCGGAAUCUUCAACGGUUCCGACCAAACUUUUAGGCAAUCUAUUCCUUUAUCGCACCAAGUGAACUAUUGGCUCUCUAUUCAUGAAGAAAUCACGACUCAGCUUGGACCAUCCGAAGCACAAUCUCACUUAUCCAAAUCUCUAUUCGUCGUGGUCAUAGGCAGCAAUGAUCUGUUCGACUAUUUUGGAUCAUUUAAACUUCGACAAAAGAGUAAUCCUCAACAAUAUACACAAUCAAUGGCCGAUAAACUCAAAGGGCAAUUGAAGAGAGUUCAUGACACCGGAGCCCGAAGAUUCCUAGUACUCGGAGUAGGGCAGAUUGGUUGCACACCGGGAAGAAGAGAGAAGAACUCGACGAUACAUGAAUGCGACCAAGAGGCAAACAUGUGGUGCUCUUUGUACAACGAAGCUCUAGUAAAGAUGUUGCAACAACUCAAUGAAGAGCUACAAAGCUCAAUGUCUUACACUUAUUUUGAUAACUUCAAGUCCGUACAUGACAUAAUCUCCAACCCUGCUCGUUACGGUUUUACUGACGUGACAUCAGCGUGUUGUGGAGAUGGUGAUUUAAACGCGGAGUCUCCUUGUCUUCCCCUGUCAAAGUUAUGUCCAGACCGAACCAAAUAUCUCUUCUGGGAUCGCUACGGUCAUCCCACGGAAGCUGCUGCUCGAACCAUCGUCAAUCUUAUGCUUACUGAUGAUUCACAAUACUCAUCUCCUUUGACUCUCACUCAAUUGGUCUCUUCGUGA